GAGAUAAUACAAGCAGCGUCACUGGAGCGCGUCUGUGCCUCAAAGCAGGAAGCUGCAUCCCGUUCACACAUGAGUUACCGACUGCUUUUUUAUCCUGAAAAUAAACCGGUACCAACAUGCCUGUCAUCAGAACCCUCAGCAAGGUGGCCAAGCAAGUUCUGCUCGGCACCCCGGGGUGCGGCUGCCAGUCCCUCACCGUGGCUGCACGCAACAUCAACUUCUCCCCCCGGCAGGUGACGUCUGAUGCCAGCUUCCACUCCGUGUCCUUCUCAGAAACGGACCACCCCAAGGUGCUCAUUACAGGUGGCCUGGGACAGCUCGGGGUGGGGCUCGCCAAAAUGUUGAGAAAGAAGUUUGGGAAGAACAACGUCAUUCUGUCUGACAUCCGGAAACCUCCAAGCAGCGUUUCCCACAGUGGCCCCUUCAUCUACUCCGACAUCUUGGACUACAAGAACCUGCGGGAAAUUGUGGUGAACAACCGCAUCACAUGGCUGGUUCACUACAGCGCCCUCCUCAGCGCGGUGGGGGAGGCCAACGUGGCCCUGGCCCGCUCCGUGAACAUCACCGGGCUCCACAACAUCUUGGACAUUGCAGCGGAGCAUGGCUUGCGCCUGUUUGUCCCCAGCACCAUCGGGGCCUUCGGUCCCACCUCUCCCCGCAACCCUACGCCCGAUCUCUGCGUGCAGAGACCUCGCACCAUCUACGGCGUCUCCAAAGUCCACGCCGAGCUGAUGGGAGAGUACUACCACCACCGCUACGGCCUGGACUUCCGCUGUCUGCGUUACCCGGGAAUCAUCUCCGCUGACUCCAUGCCAGGGGGCGGCACGACAGACUACGCUGUCCAGAUUUUCCACGAUGCGAUCAAGAGCAGCAAGUUCCAGUGCAACUUGAGACCCGACACGCGGCUGCCCAUGAUGUACAUCGACGACUGCUUGCGCGCCACACUGGAGGUCAUGGAGGCGCCGGUCGACACGCUGAGCAUGAGGACCUACAACAUCAACGCCAUGAGCUUCAACCCCGAGGAACUGACCCGGGAGCUCCAGAAGCAGAUGCCCGAGCUGGAGGUCACGUAUGACGUGGACGACGUACGGCAGGCCAUCGCCGACAGUUGGCCGAUGAACUUCGACGAUUCCAACGCACGGAAAGACUGGGGCUGGAAGCACGACUACGACCUGCCGGAGCUCGUCCAGUCGAUGCUGGACUUCUUUGCCGCGGAGUCGCGCAUGGCUCGCUCUCACUGAGGGCUCGCUGCGUUGAGUAUUCUUUGUACAUAAUGUAAAGACUCUCCAAAGGGAGCAGAGAAACUUGACCUGUACAUAAUCGUUCUCUCUGUAAACUCAGAAGGGCUCUGUAUGGCUGGCUCGAGGCCACCGCGUCUUCAGAAUGUAAAGCUCAGUGCGAGCGCGACAAUCCUACCCCGCUCCGGUCUAGCUACUCCUCCUGUGCUCCUCCUUUUUUCUUUCUUCUCGUUUCUUUCUGCCUGAAGAUCUGUGGCGAAAAUAAGUUUGUCCAUCGGGUGGGGGGGGCAUCCACGAGGCAAACCUGUUAAGAUGAAGAAGAAAAAUGACCUGCAUGUUGAUGAAUUGCGCAACUAAUGUUGCAUUGUGUAUUUGUUAACAUCCAUUCUUAAGAAUUGUUCUGUUUAUUCCACUUGCGAUUAUUUAUUCCGUCUAUUGGUGAAAGCCUUUCUUAACUCCCGUUUCCAAGUCUACCUGUCCACUUUUAUGAAGUUUUGACUGUUCAUCAACUGUGUGGGAUUAUCAUGUCUGCCACAUUUGGUGGUUUCUGUAUGUCAACAUUUUAUGAUGAAUGCGGUGAUUGGUUUCUAUCUGAAAACUGUCUGUUCUUUCAAUCACAAAACAAGCUUUGACAAUAAAACCCCUUUUUCCACA
Pseudoliparis swirei is the source of this 1892-nucleotide messenger RNA. RefSeq names its product L-threonine dehydrogenase (gene tdh). Bases 117 to 1241 code for a protein of 374 amino acids. Gene Ontology annotation, molecular function: L-threonine 3-dehydrogenase activity. The transcript has 9 exons. Gene Ontology annotation, biological process: L-threonine catabolic process. The record is from RefSeq and is a predicted model, not a curated record. Lineage: Eukaryota; Metazoa; Chordata; Actinopteri; Perciformes; Liparidae.